UUCUCGCACGUGUAGUUAUUUUGGGUAAUUUUCAACAUUUAUUUUAUUAGAAACAAAAUGCCGGCUUUUGAAGAUGAAAGACCAAAAUUGUAUAUGGAUGAGUAUAAACUUAAGCAAGAUCCUCAUGACUAUGGAUUGGCGGAUGACCCUAUUGACAUAGAAACUUUCAAAGCGAAGAUGAAAAUAAUUAUUAUCAGGUAUGAAGGAGAUGAAUUGGAAUUUGAUAUGAUUGGUGUUCACCCGGCUAUUGCCAAUGCUUUCCGUCGACUAAUGCUAAGUGAAGUUCCCAGUAUGGCAUUCGAAAAAGUUUACAUUUACAACAACACAUCCAUUAUACAAGAUGAAGUAUUGGCCCAUCGUCUAGGUCUGAUACCCAUUAAGGCAGAUCCUCGUCUGUUUGAGUAUCGUAGCGAUGACAACGAACAAGGAACGGAACAUGAUACUCUAGAAUUUGAAUUAAAAGUUAAAUGCACACGCCGCAAAGAUAUCAAGGAUUCCUCAAAUUUCGACACCAUUUAUAAAAACCAUAAAGUCCAUUCGGGCCAGAUCAAGUGGCUACCUCGUGGAAAACAAGCUCAGUUGUAUAGUGAAUCAGAUGUUGGCUGUAUCCACGAUGAUAUCCUCAUAUCGCAAAUGCGUCCUGGCCAUGAAUUCGAUUUGAAGAUGAUUGCUGUUAAAGGCAUAGGUAAAGACCAUGCUAAAUUUUCACCAGUAGCAACGGCAUUUUAUCGUUUAUUGCCAGAAAUUAAACUAAAACGUCAAGUGAAAGGCGAAGAUGCCCAACUACUUCAGAAAUGUUUUUCACCGGGAGUUAUCGGGAUAGAUGAGCACGAAGUUGCCUAUGUAAAAAAUGCCCGCUAUGACUCUUGCAGUCGUAAUGUUUAUCGGUAUCCCCAUUUGGCAGAUGCUGUUGAAAUGGCAAGGGUGCGUGAUCAUUAUAUAUUCACUGUAGAAUCUGUGGGAGCACUGAAACCCGAUGUGAUUUUUAUAGAAGCCGUGAAAGUUUUGAAAAAGAAAUGUCGCAAAUUUCUUGAUGAAAUUGAAGCGGCGUAAAUUGUUUUGUUUUUUUUCCCAAUUUGUAUUUAGUUUGUAUGUUAAAAAAUAAAAGUGAAACAAUUGCGAAAAUAAUUAAAUAUCCUUCAA
Molecule: messenger RNA, 1143 nt
Organism: Stomoxys calcitrans (stable fly)
Lineage: Eukaryota; Metazoa; Arthropoda; Insecta; Diptera; Muscidae
Gene: Polr1C
Product: DNA-directed RNA polymerases I and III subunit RPAC1
Exons: 2
Coding region: 58-1053 (331 amino acids)
Biological process (GO): DNA-templated transcription
Cellular component (GO): RNA polymerase I complex; RNA polymerase III complex
Molecular function (GO): DNA binding; protein dimerization activity
Source: RefSeq, a predicted model, not a curated record